Mus pahari (shrew mouse) is the source of this 1386-nucleotide messenger RNA. RefSeq names its product MINDY family member 4B (gene Mindy4b). The transcript has 12 exons. Gene Ontology annotation, biological process: protein K48-linked deubiquitination. NCBI's taxonomy places the organism in Eukaryota, Metazoa, Chordata, Mammalia, Rodentia, Muridae. The record is from RefSeq and is a predicted model, not a curated record. Gene Ontology annotation, molecular function: cysteine-type deubiquitinase activity; K48-linked deubiquitinase activity. Bases 1 to 1386 code for a protein of 461 amino acids.
AUGGAUCCAGAGAUCGAAGUCCAGGAGCAAAAUCCUUUAGAGCUGGAUUUAGAAGAGAUUACUAAAAGACUUUUAUUUCUUGACCAAUGGAGGGGGGUCUUCAGGUAUUAUAGGUUGGGAAACAGUCUCACAACUCCUCAGAAUCACGAUGGCAGCCACAUAUCCGCUGAGGAGACUGGAGAAGGAUCCGGAAUGCUUCCGCCCCAGGGACAGGAGCAGUCGCCAUCCAGUACUGUCUGUUCUAUUCCGAGACUCCCCGGCAACUCUUCAAAACUGCAUGGUUUUCCUAUCUCCCCGGCAAUGGCCACAAUGUUGCAAAGAAGCCUCUUUGGAAAUACGAACCAAGUCCUCGGCGGUGACUGGAGAAAGGCACAUUUCAAGUUCCACGAUCCCUUCUCUGAUCUGGCUUUUGCUUUACAAGUCGAAAAGGGAGGUGCCCAGAGCAUCCAGAUGGCCGUACAAGGAUCUAUCAUCAAAUACUUACUGUUUACAAGGGAGGGGAAAGACUGCAGCCUUCACAGCUUAUGUAACCUGAGCCAGCGUGAGCAGGAGCAGGCCCUAGCUGCGGUGCUGGCUGGCAUCCUAUGGACUGCAGGAGCAGCUCAGAAAGCCAUCAUCUGUUUUGUCACCAAAGACAUCCAGAGCGCUUCGACUCUGGACUACUCCAGCGACAAUUUCAUUGAGAGGCUCCAGCUGUUUGAAUUCUCAGAGAAAGAAGCCACUGAGAAAUUCAUCUAUGAUCAUUUACAAUGUUUCAAAGGAGAAGGAAGCCAUGGUGUCAUCCUCUUCCUCUACAGCUUGGUCCUCUCCAGAACACUUGAGAGGCUUCAGAAGGAUCUGGAUGCCACCACCACUCAUCUCUUGCGAUCUCAAGCUGGAGGCGUCUUGUGCAGGCAGGCAGUUCUAAACUUGAUUUUGACUGGGAGAGCAAGUCCAAAUGUCUUCAAUGGCUAUGAGGAAGGAAGAAGGUCUGAGGAAUCAUUGCAUGGGGUCCUGGCCCGAAGUGACGUUGGCUACUUACAGUGGAGUAGGGACACUUCUGAGGGUGACCAAGUCUCACAGGUGGGCAGCAUGCUGAAGACCCCUACAUUUCCUAUCUGGCUGUGCAACGUCAACGGAAAUUACAGCAUCCUUUUCUGCACAAAUAGGCAGCUCUUAUCAGACUGGAAAAUGGAGCGUGUCUUUGAUCUGCACUUUUACAGUGGCCAGCCCUCCCAGAAAAAGCCUGUACAUCUUACAAUAGAUACCCACUCCCACCACUGGGAAGGGGAGCACCGUGAAGAUAAACAUGGAUCAGGAAGACGGUUUUCUUCACUGGAAAUGGCAAUCAGAACCAAAUGGAGAGAGGCUACCAUCAACUGGAAUGGAGCUAUUCCCUUCUUCUAA